Molecule: messenger RNA, 4396 nt
Organism: Colletes gigas
Lineage: Eukaryota; Metazoa; Arthropoda; Insecta; Hymenoptera; Colletidae
Gene: Src64B
Product: tyrosine-protein kinase Src64B
Exons: 7
Coding region: 300-1925 (541 amino acids)
Biological process (GO): innate immune response; protein phosphorylation; cell differentiation
Cellular component (GO): extrinsic component of cytoplasmic side of plasma membrane
Molecular function (GO): signaling receptor binding; non-membrane spanning protein tyrosine kinase activity; ATP binding
Source: RefSeq, a predicted model, not a curated record
UUUCGUUGACUCUUGCUGCGCACAGUGUGUUCCGGCGUGUGUUAAAAUGUGCUGUAUGAUUAAUUAAAUAUCCCACCGAACGCGGAUUACUCGAAGAUCGACGAGGGUCCUGCUGUGAGACAGGUGCGCAGCGUCGAUAAACACGCGAUGGAGAGAAGAAAGUGAUCCGAAAAAUCGCAACGGAAGCCUCCGUGGUACGUCCUCGAGAGUGAUGGAGACUUUCCUCGGGGUCUGCAUCGCUGUAGACGGCGCGUAGAGUCAGGAUCGCACGACGAACAUCGAGCACGAGGUGUUCCAAGAUGGGCAAGUGUUGCAGCAAGCGGCAAGAGCCGCAACCCCUUGGUUAUAAGAAAGCAGACACAGGACUGAGCUCGAAGCACAGCAAUGGAGGUUCUUUGGAUCGGUACACCGCCGACCCGAAUCAAAGGGGUGUACAAGCGAGGGCGGACAUCAUUCGACCGAGGCCCACACCUUGUAAGCUACAGAUUCCGCAUCAACCCCGUAAAACAAGCUCGCCUGUCGUUAUGCCUGCAUCUCACUCGCAAAGGUCCAACAAGAUCGUGGUGGCACUUUACAAUUACACCGCGCGCGAAAGCACGGACGUCAGUUUCGUGAAGGGCGACCGAAUGGAGGUAUUGGACGACACGGAGCCCGACUGGUGGAAAGUUUUGCACUUGACGACUUUACAAGAGGGUCUCAUUCCUUGGAACUUCGUGGCCGUCGAGCGUUCGGUCGAGAGCGAAGAUUGGUUCUUCGAGAACGUCUCGCGCAAGGAGGCCGGCAAGCUGCUCCUGGUGGACGAGAAUCCCCGAGGAACGUUUCUGGUCAGACCCAGCGAGCACAAUCCCAGAGGCUACAGCUUGUCCGUGAAGGACUGGGAGGAGGGCAGGGGCCAUCACGUGAAACAUUAUAAAAUUAAACCGCUCGACAAUGGAGGCUUCUUUAUCGCCACCAGCCAGAAGUUCCCCACCUUGCAGGCCCUUGUCAUGGCGUACAGCAAGAACGCGUUGGGUCUCUGUCACGUGCUGUCGAAACCGUGCCCCAAGCCGCAGCCGGACAUGUGGGACCUGGGACCCGAGUUGCGCGACAAAUGGGAGAUCAACAGGAACGAGAUACAGCUGAUACGGAAGCUGGGUCACGGUAACUUCGGCGAGGUUUACUACGGUAAAUGGCGGAACAAGAUCGAGGUGGCGGUGAAGACUCUUCGACCGGGGACCAUGUCGACGGAGGCGUUCCUUCAGGAGGCAGCUAUCAUGAAGCAAUUCCGGCACAGACACCUGGUGGCGUUGUACGCCAUCUGUUCGAAGGAGGAACCGAUCUACAUCGUGCAGGAGUACAUGUGCAACGGUAGCUUGUUGGACUUCCUGAGGACGGGCGACGGGAAAUACAUGCAAUUCGAGGAUCUGAUUUACAUCGCCGGACAGGUGGCUUCCGGCAUGGAGCACCUAGAGAGCAAGCAACUGAUACACAGAGACUUGGCCGCGAGGAACGUUCUCAUCGGCGAGAAGAACAAGGCGAAGAUCUGCGAUUUCGGUCUCGCCAGGGCGAUCGAGGACGACGAGUACUGUCCGAAACAGGGAAGCAGAUUCCCGGUCAGGUGGACGGCCCCCGAGGCCAUCGUUUACGGCAGAUUCAGCAUCAAGAGCGACGUGUGGUCCUACGGUAUCUUGCUAAUGGAGCUCUUCACUUAUGGCCAAGUUCCUUAUCCCGGUAUGCAGGGCCGUGAAGCUAUAGAACAGAUAAACAAAGGCUACCGAAUGCCGAAACCAUUGAAUCACCCGCUGCCGGACAGCAUUUACCGAUUGAUGUUGCAAUGCUGGGACGCCAGCCCCGAGAAGCGACCCACGUUCGAGUUCCUGAAUCACUAUUUCGAGUCGUUCAAUGUGACGAGCGAAAUACCGUAUCUGGAACCGCCAACGGACUGAUACACAGCUCAUAUGCAGAGUCACCUGGUGCCGCACGGUCAUUUUCACCCAGCGCACAUCAAUUGUGCCAUGGAGUUUUAUGGUAUUUAUUGCUAAAGCUCUCCGGCCAGAUCAACCCGGGGAGACGUUGUCGCCAUUCUUUUCGCACAUCGCAGAUAAUCUGAGCGAAGAGCGAAUUCCAAACCGAAAAAUUACAAAAAAAAAAAUAGAGGAAAGAGAAAGAGAGAACCGAUCCAGAACAAAAAUUACAAAAAAAAAUAAAAAGAAACGAGUUAACAUUUCGUGAGCAACACGGUGGCAAGAAUUCUGUAAACGUUACCAGACUUCUCGAAGCAAUCGUUGUUAAACGCUGCCAAAAAAUUUCUACGACGAUCGCGUGUAUACCGACAAGUGUUCUUUUCGUUCGUAAAUUUUUCUUAAAUCCGGCGUCGUGAUCGACGCAAGCAUCUCAAGAACAAUGAUCUUGUGUGCCAUGAAACUUUAUAAAGAGAGGGAGAGAGAGAGAGAGAGAGAAAGAGAGAGAGAGAAAAAAAGAGAAAUUAUUAAGUCAUGUUGAUGCUCGUAUAGGGCGUAUACAAGGCUCUUGAAACUUUGUGACCAAUCGUGAAUAACUGCCGACUAAUACUGAGUCAGACGACUGAUAAUAAGAUUAUAGAAUCUCUAUCCGUUACGUAUCCAGUAUCUAUUAAGGUUUAAACGAAAUCGUUCGUCGUUCGAGCUAUUUAAUAAGCAUUUUCAUAAUUCGGAGAGUAUAAUAAUUGACGAAGUUGGUAUUGAUAAUCUUACAAAAGUGUUUAGAGGUUAGAACGGAACGAGUCGAGAACUAAAUGUAGAGUUUUAAAUGGUAGAAGAUGUAACCGAUUUAUAUUAGUCCGUCAAUGUACGAUCGCAGCGCAGAAAAGGGAAGCAUUCGCGCCAUUUUGUGUAAUCCGCGCGAUUACUUCUCAUUGAUCUCGAAUCGGUCGCGACUGAUUUUUCCUACGAUCCAAAAUUCCAUUUUUGGAUGCAGUCCUUGUAAAUCCGGGAGCACCGUUUGUGCAUCGAUGUACGAACGGUUUAUCGAGUGCACAAAUCUGCGAUAGGACACAAUGACGUUCUACGAUAUAUGUAAACUAGGAGCGAAACGAGUUCUCGUUUCAUUUCGAACGACUGUUCGCGUAGAACAAUAUUUUAUACCAGAGAUUAAUACGUUUUAUACGUAGACAAAGAAACUCUUUUCGAUGUACUUUUGUUUUGUGAACAAACGCGUUCCAAAUACACAAUUCGAAAGCACACGAUCGUUUCUGUAAUAUACAUAUUAUUAUUUUUUACUGUGAUUGCGCCCCUCAAAAGAAAACUGAGAAAACUGUCGUGCUCUGCGACGUCGGUAAUACGCCUCCAUAUCGAUCGAUUUCAACAUCGCGUUUCCCUGAAUUUCCGUUUUUAAAUUCGGUGGAAUUAAAAUACAAAGAAGUUACUUGAUACGAAACAAACGUUAACAGAAAUGCGAGACUGUUUUGUGGAAAAUAUUCUACGCGUUAAUAUAUAAUUUAUUUAUUCAAUAAGCCCCAUUAGUGUACAGAGUAGUAGAACAUGAUGAUCGAAAUAAGGUUAUGAAGGUAAUUUUAACGUGAAUUGGGCAAACAAUGUAAGGAUGGACACAUUGCAUCAUUCAAAAACUGUAUAUUUAAACUUUUUUAAUAUUUUGUCCUUAAGUUGGUUACCCAGUUCUCAUUAUAAUUACCUUUGUAACCUUAUUUUGAUUAUCAUGUUCUAUUACUUUGUCCACUAAUGGGGCUUCCCAUUUAUUGAAUAAAUAAAUAAAUAAUGUUAAAAGUUUAUAUACAUGUACGUCCGACAAUGUUCAAUUGGGUUUGUGCUUUUACCAUAGAAUAACCUCCAAAUUUCUUAAAAUUUUUUAUCGAGAUCAUAGACAAACAUAUGCAAAAGGAAUGUUGUAAAUCAAAAAUAAAAAUUUCCUAACGUGUUGUACUACACUCUGUAAGCAAUUGCUUUUUUCGUGGCUUUUAAAAGUGUAUAUAUUUUUACUUGAAUCGUAAUCAAACAUUUCUGUGGCGCCUAAUGGCAAACCAACUGAUGUAUGUAAACCGGGUUUAUCGUUCUGUAAGCGUUCUUCUACUUCGAAAAUUGUUUCUAUUUAGAAAACAAAAGUUUAACGGACGUACAAGUGAGAGUGAACUUCUUUCAUUAUUUCGAUAUGUAGUAUCGAUUCUUAAAGAAUAUAUCGCGUAUUUGUUAACGCUUUGUAAGAAGUACGUUUUCGUGUCGCGGCAAGAAGCGACACCUUUUUCGAUGUUUAUGAGAACCUAGAGAGAAAAAAAGAAACUAGAAAUACUACUUGAGAUAAAAAGAUUAAAUCAUCGAUGUUGCUCGUACAAAGUGUCUGAAAAAUUGUAAAUUUUCUACUAAACAUACAAAAAAGAUAGGUUAGGGUAGAGUUUAGACGGUAGACCCGUGAAGUAGGUGUAAAA